This is a messenger RNA of Leptinotarsa decemlineata (Colorado potato beetle), 689 nucleotides long. RefSeq lists its product as uncharacterized. The record is from RefSeq and is a predicted model, not a curated record. Lineage: Eukaryota; Metazoa; Arthropoda; Insecta; Coleoptera; Chrysomelidae.
GCAUUACGUCAAAAUCGCUGUCAUCCAUCAUUCACAAAAAAAUCGGUAAACUAUUUUUGGUAAUCUUUAAAUAAAUCUUGUCGUGCGUUUUCCCAGUUUCCCUACUUUUCAUCACAUUACUCCACACAAAAUCAAAAUGUCGUCUGCAUCAGAAGCCCGAGUCUCAAUCACCGGGAAGUUGGGGCUGAAACCCCUAACAGGAAGAAACAUUUUAUUCUAUUAUGCACCAGUUCAGGGAGUCCUAAGCUAUACAGCCCUUUCAGUGAACGUGAUGAAUCCUUCCUUGGUCCUGAGGAUCUUCCCGAAAAGAGACAUAACCAAUAUCCUGCUGUUUAAUACAUUGGUUGGAUCUGGGCUGUACUUGUUCAACAGGCCCCACUUAAGCUCUCUAGCAACUAGGGAACGACUGAUAUAUAGUUCUUUUGGAGCCGUCUCGUUCUCACUAGGCUCUGUGCUCAUAUGGGCCAUAAUCCGGAGUCUGGUACCGCAAAACGUAGCCCUCUGCUCAGCCUGUGGCAUUGGGUCAGGGUUAGCAAUGAUAAAAAUCGCUCGCUGCUAUGUACAACACGUAGACUCGCUUGCGCCAAAGAGUAUCUAAUCAUUUGAUUUUCAACUUUUAACUACCAACAAUAACUGUAAAUUAUGUUAGCUGUAAUUUCAUAAUAAAUAGUCAUUUUUAAAAUUGUCAA